AUGGAACCCACAACUACAAGAAAGCGCCGUAGAGUUGAUGAAUCCGAAGACCCAGAUGCUUAUGAUGAUCACCCCCCCAGGUACAGACCAUCCCCAUUCUGUCAGGACUGUGGAGCGCGAUCGCACUCAGGAACAUGCCGUCCCCGCUGCCAUCACUGUGACAGGAAACACCUUGGGGCAUGCACUGCGUUCUGUCGGAAAUGUGCAGAGAUUGGCCACUCGUGGCGUCGCUGCCGGCUGUUCGUCCCUCAUCACAUAUGGGUAAAGCAGCGUUAUGGCAUGUGUACAAGCAUUCAGAAUGUCAAUAUCACGCUUCCUCUGCUCAACCCUGGGCCGUCAGUGACGACAACCUCCCUUAAUGCUGUCAUCCUCUCUCAAUUCGACGUUGCCUUGAGUGGCUUCCACAGAAAGGCAGGAAUUCCCAUGGAUUUGCGUGUCAUGGUGAACAAUGUCAACAUAACGACGAACAUUCUUGACUCAGAAAAAGCACCUCCAAUUGUCCCAGACAGGUCAUUACUGGAUAGAGUGCAACGAGUUCCUACCGCGCUCGAACAUACCCAACAACAGGCCCGUUCUUACAAAGCCCGCCUUUACUCAGUCAUCCUUCGGUAG
Penicillium robsamsonii is the source of this 612-nucleotide messenger RNA. RefSeq lists its product as uncharacterized. The transcript has 2 exons. Bases 1 to 612 code for a protein of 203 amino acids. The record is from RefSeq and is a predicted model, not a curated record. NCBI's taxonomy places the organism in Eukaryota, Fungi, Ascomycota, Eurotiomycetes, Eurotiales, Aspergillaceae.